Messenger RNA from Acyrthosiphon pisum (pea aphid), 556 nucleotides. RefSeq lists its product as uncharacterized. Lineage: Eukaryota; Metazoa; Arthropoda; Insecta; Hemiptera; Aphididae. Bases 182 to 556 code for a protein of 124 amino acids. The transcript has 3 exons. The record is from RefSeq and is a predicted model, not a curated record.
GUGGAAAUAAUUUGUACCUUUCGAUUCGGGAUAGAUUUUACUAGAAUCACAGAACCUAUAGUAAAAGUAUACUACUGUUUUAUUUUGUUUAAUUCGUUUAAAGUCGACAUACUGCUUCUUACUUGACGUACUUAAUCGUUAGGUGUUCCAUGUUAUACAUUUUUAUUUUCUAAAUAGAAUUAUGGAGUUAAACGUGCAUGAAAUGGAAAAUCAAGAGAAUAAGAAAAAGAAAAAGAAAAAGAAAAAGAAAAGCAAUAACUAUUGCAGUGUUUAUGGAUGUAAUAGUUUUUAUUUAACUAAUGAGUGUAUAAGUUUCCACCGAUUGCCAGAUUUAAACGAACCAAAAAUAUCAUGGAAAAAUAGUUUUGGGAUUGAAGAAUUGGUAAAUCGUCGCAGAAUUUGGGCUGUCAAGUUAAAGCUAUCUGAAGCAGCAUUAACAAAAAAGCAAUUACAGGUGUGUUCAAAACACUUUACUCCAAAUGAUUACUUGCCAGGAUUCAAUAGAAUACGUCAACGUCGUACUGUAAGAAAAGUAUGUGUAAAAACUAAUAUGUAA